UUUUUGCUGAAUUAAACUAGUUUUGAGAAUCCUAUCACAAAUAUUCCUAGUUCUCAAUUAAGAUGGGUAGAAAAAAUCGGAACGUCAACAAAUUCGCGCAAAGGAAACGUGACCGCAAGGAGCAAGAGAAAAAUCCACAAGAGAAACCGAACGGGGAUAAUCGAAAGGCUUAUGAAGAUAUUGUUCGAGAAAAUGCCGCAUUCGAAGAAUACUAUAAGAUGCAAAAGAUCUGCCCAGAAGAGCAGUGGCCGGUCUUCAUGCAAACUCUCAAAGAGAAUCUACCUACGGCAUUCCGUAUCACAGGAUCUAAGGGCGAAGCUGACGCUCUAAUGAAGAUUGUGAACAGUGAUUACUUCUCACAGCUUCUGAAUAUAAAAUUGAAAAUUGAUGGAAAAGAUGAAGAGGAAGAAAUUAAGCCAGUUAAUUUGCCUUGGUACCCUGGAGGUUUUGCAUGGCAAUUACGGCUCACCCGUAUGGAUAUCAGGCGUAACGAGGCAUUGUAUCGGCUUCAUAACUUUCUUGUAGCAGAGACGGCAGCAGGAGGAGUCUCGAGACAAGAACAGGUGUCGAUGAUACCUCCCGUAGUAUUAGAUGUGAAACCUCACCAUAAGGUGCUUGACAUGUGUGCUGCCCCGGGGUCUAAGACCGCACAACUCAUAGAAUUCCUACAUGCAGAUGAAGAUAAAAUGCCUACAGGUUUUGUGAUGGCAAACGACGUAGACAACAGCCGAUGCUACAUGUUGGUACAUCAGGCCAAGCGCCUCAACUCACCCUGCAUAGUGAUCACGAACCACGACUCUGCUUUCAUGCCUUCCAUUGAAGUAACCGAUGAACAGGAUCCAAGCAAAACAAAGCCCUUGAAGUUCGACCGGAUAUUGUGCGACGUACCGUGCUCCGGCGACGCGACACUACGCAAGAACCCGGAUAUUUGGCUCAAGUGGUCCACGGGCAACGGCAAUAAUUUACACGGCGUGCAGUACCGCAUACUGCGACGCGGCUGCACGCUGCUCGCGGCGGGGGGCCGGCUGGUGUACUCCACGUGCUCCUUCAACCCCCUGGAGAACGAGGCCGUGCUGCUGAGGCUGCUGCGGGAGGCCGGGGGCGCCGUGCACCUGUGUGACGUCACGCACAUGCUGCCCGGACUCGAGUUCGCGAAAGGCAUGACCCACUGGCGCCCAGCCUCCAAGGACAUGGUGUUCUACGACAAAUACGAAGACGUACCAGAGAAGUGGCAGACCGUGGUCAGACCUCAGAUGUUCCCGCCCACCGCUGAAGAAAUAGAAAAGUACCAAUUAGAAAAGUGCAUAAGGAUCCUGCCCCACCAGCAGGACACGGGCGGAUUUUUCGUGGCGGUCCUGGAGAAGACCGCCAACCUACCCUGGGAGAAGGAGGACGCUGAGCCGCAAUUAGAGCAGCCGCAGGAGGUCAAGAGUGCUCCGCCGCAGAAGCGCAGGAGGAUGGGCGGCUACCGGGAGGACCCUUUCGUGUUCUUCGGGAAUGAUGAAGACGUUUUCCCAUCAAUCAAAUCGUACUACGACCUCAAAGACGACUUCGAUCCUAAAUGCCUGUUGACCAGAUGUCACGUCGGCAAGAAGAAAAACAUAUACCUCGUGUCGCCGGUGGUGAGGGACGUGGUGCAGAGGAACGAACGGAAUAUAAAGAUCAUCAACACCGGCGUGAAGACCUUCGUGAGGUGUGACAACAAGAAUAUGACGUGCCCGUUCAGAUUGUCCCAGGAAGGCCUCCUGAGCAUAGCGCAGUACAUCGGACCUAAACGAAGAAUAGAGAUACUCAAAGACGACUUGAUACUUGUCCUGCAGUGCGACAACCCCAGCAACCCGCCCGAUAUCAAACUCUUCUCGGAGCACACGCAGAACCUGGUCAAAGAUUUAGCCACCGGCAGCUGCGUGCUGGAGUACCGCGAUCGGGAAUCGAAGCUGGAACUGACUCUGGUUGGCUGGCGCGGCGUGCACUCGCUGCGCGCCUACACCGCCGCGCCGGACGCCGUGCACUACCUCCGGAUACUCGGAGCCGAUAUCAGUAAAUACGACGUAAACAAAUUCAAACUGGUUGAAAACGCUGAUGCCCAAACUUCAGAAACUACAGAAACUGAUGUAAUCCUCAAUGAGAAUCUAGAGGAAGAAGUGGGAACUAUUGAGGAAGAGAAAAACACAGAGACGACAACUACAGGGUGUAGUGAAAUAUAAAUAAUUUUAUGUUGUAUUUUAUUUGACGAAUAUAUGUUGAAAAUGUA
Molecule: messenger RNA, 2254 nt
Organism: Bombyx mandarina (wild silkworm)
Lineage: Eukaryota; Metazoa; Arthropoda; Insecta; Lepidoptera; Bombycidae
Gene: Nsun2
Product: tRNA (cytosine(34)-C(5))-methyltransferase Nsun2
Biological process (GO): tRNA methylation
Cellular component (GO): cytoplasm; nucleus
Molecular function (GO): tRNA binding; tRNA (cytidine-N5)-methyltransferase activity
Source: RefSeq, a predicted model, not a curated record